This is a messenger RNA of Protopolystoma xenopodis, 594 nucleotides long. Lineage: Eukaryota; Metazoa; Platyhelminthes; Monogenea; Polystomatidea; Polystomatidae. The record is from the annotation of a GenBank genome assembly.
AUGCAAGGUUUCAGGCCUUCCUGUUAUGAAGGCCUUCAGCAAAAUAUUUGGGUUACUGUAAUUCGCGACCUGAUCAACUUCACCAUCUCUUCACCUGUCUUCUUCCUGCCAGGUCUAUGUCUUCUGCUUGAUCUUCUUCCACGUCCAGGACCUUUUAUUGUUCUUAACUCUCCUUCUUUCGAUUUUGAUCCUAUUUCUUCCCGUGGCCUAGACAAAAGUGGUAGUGCUACAGUCGUCGACUGUAGUCAACAGCGUUGGGCCGUCUGCCUACUCUGUCUGCGAACCGAAGUUUGUGGUUUGAUCGAGCUUCUAGCUGGCAGUUGCGGAGAUUGUAUUCGAUCAGGUUACCUCGAUUACAGCCCAAGCACCGUAGCAGGGUAUCCUCGUGACACUAACUUGAGGUUCUGCAAUGCUUUCGAUUCGCCAAUUUCAUCUAAAAUCGAUAACGACAACUUGACACAGACAGAAAAUUCACUUUUGUCACGUCUACUCUUUGCGUUUGUCCAUCGAGUUGCUGACUUAGCUCCAGAGUGUGCUCAAAUGCUAGCGGAGACUUCGUUGGAUAUUCUGCUUCAGGUACAAAAUUUAAAAUAA